Molecule: messenger RNA, 1172 nt
Organism: Adelges cooleyi (spruce gall adelgid)
Lineage: Eukaryota; Metazoa; Arthropoda; Insecta; Hemiptera; Adelgidae
Product: T-cell acute lymphocytic leukemia protein 1-like
Exons: 3
Coding region: 205-660 (151 amino acids)
Biological process (GO): regulation of transcription by RNA polymerase II
Molecular function (GO): protein dimerization activity; DNA-binding transcription factor activity, RNA polymerase II-specific; RNA polymerase II cis-regulatory region sequence-specific DNA binding
Source: RefSeq, a predicted model, not a curated record
UGCGUAUUAUUACAAGAACAUACAAAGUACUAGGCCAAUGAAAUUCGUUAGUAGCACCGUUGAUUUAUAUAUCAGUAUGUACGUUGUGUUCCGUAUGUUAAGUUGUGGUUUUUUUUUUAUAUGUGUUUAAUAGAUUCGUACUACCGUCUAUCGCGUCCUUUAACUAUAUAAAUAACAGAUUUGGUGAAAAGUACCUUGGUAAAUAUGCUGAAGAGUCAACUUAUACAGCAGCAACUAUCAAAUGAAUCAAGAGACGAGUCAUCGUCGUCCCGAGUAGCUGCUCUGUUUGGGUCUGACGAAGAAUGCGAGUUGACAUCAGAUGAAUUGACUUCUGGAGACGAAGACCCAUCGUCGGGUAGUCAAUCGACCAGUAACCGGCGGUUUCCUAUUAUAGAUUCCCGGAAGCCCUGCACCGUUACUAAUUCCCGAGAACGCUGGCGACAACACAAUGUCACAGGCGCCUUCGCUGAACUCCGAAAGCUCGUGCCAACUCAUCCACAUGACAAGAAACUAUCGAAAAACGAAAUUUUAAGAAUGGCAAUUAAGUAUAUUCGCCUUUUAAGUGGUGUACUCGAAUGGCAAGAGAGCCAACAAGAUAUCAGCAACAAUAACGAGGAUUGCGUUGAUAAUAACAUUUACAGAUUGCCGCAAAAAAAAUAAUACUCAACAAAGUAAAAUCAAAUUUCAUUAAGCUAAUUAUUAAAAACUGAAAAAAAAUCCUGUACAUAAUGAUAAUGUUAACUAAUAUUAUAAUUACGAUAUUCCUGUCAGGAUCGAAAAGAUUUUCUCAAAAAUCUAUAGUCAAAUUUCUAAAAAUGUUUUAUUAAGGAACACCCCAAAAAAAGGGAAAAUUUAGCCUUUGGCCGUAGUAAAUUUCCAGGUAACUAUGUGUGAGUGAAUCAACAGACAACAGAUAAUGAACAUACUUUUAUUUUAUUGUAGGAUACAUAGGUAAAUUAUAAUUCGCUUUGAUCUUUCUUGCAAUGAUAUUUUGCGCAUCAUUACUUUAAUAUAAGCUUUCUGAACACAACACGCAGCACUACAUAGGUGAUUCGUUAGUCGAAGUUUAAUUUGUAUGCUCUAUACUACCAACUUAUUAAAAUAUAUAUACUUAGCAUUUAAAUAAUUUGUAUUCAUUGUAAACAUAUUAUAUUUACGUUUGCGAUAAUUGA